This is a messenger RNA of Lecanosticta acicola, 2767 nucleotides long. The record is from the annotation of a GenBank genome assembly. NCBI's taxonomy places the organism in Eukaryota, Fungi, Ascomycota, Dothideomycetes, Mycosphaerellales, Mycosphaerellaceae.
AUGAACGGCGACCUCUCCCUCGCUCAGUCUCUGGGCGGUCUACGAGUCACCAAUCCCGACACUGAAGCCCUCCAAUCGCCAACCUCGCCCCCCUCCUCCUCCGAGAGCAGACCGCCGCCGCCCUCGUCCCACUCCUCUCAGAGCACCGUUACCGACUCUCGGCAACCCGAUCUGAGCUUGCCGUCCUUCGAACAUGAAGCUGGGAGCGAAGGCUCAAGCUUAGACUUCAAUCCGGACAGCUACAACCUGCAGGUGGCCAAUGACCCUCCUCAGCAUGCAUUGUCGGGGUCACCAUCGACACCGUCCAACAACUUCUCCUCCUCGAGACUGAACCACCGGUCUAGCAUGGGGUUUGGCCCGCAAGCCCAGCAGACUGGCCAGUACCCUGCUCAUCCCGCCGCAUACCACAAUCAACUUCGCAAUCCAAAUGUACAGGAUCCCUCAUUAGCUCCACGACCGAUCAGCGCUAUGUACAGUCAGAUGAACAAUUCCUCGAGCUCCGGAAUGUCCCUGGGGUCAACGUAUCGUUACAGAGACGACGUGGGAUCGUCGGACGGCAGUCUGGGUGGCCUGACAAGGAGUGGAUCGCGGGCUGCAAGGCAGAUGAUGGGACAAGUACCUCAGAGGGAGCUCAGCAGAUCCUACAGACAACCAGCAACGCCUAUGAACGGAGGAAACGUUGGAGGGCCACUGCCACCCAGAAGGGAUUCUAGGCGAGCUCGAGCUCCGACGGGAAGCUCUACUGCAACUGGCGGAUAUGAUGGCGUUGAUCAGCCGUAUGCAGGCUCGGCACCCGUACCCAGACCAGCAGAAGAAUGGCGGGAACGCGCUGCAGCGACAGGAACGCAAAGAGAAGCGGACGCUUCGGGACAAACACAGUCACGAUUGGUCAAGAAAGGACCGAAAGAUUUCAACUUUGGGAGAACGCUUGGAGAAGGCUCUUACUCGACCGUGCUGGCCGCUACCGACAGGCAGAAUCUGAAGGAGUACGCCAUCAAGGUCUUGGACAAGAGACACAUCAUCAAGGAGAAGAAAGUGAAGUACGUCAACAUCGAGCGUGACACUCUCAAUCGACUCACUGAGCAUCCUGGCAUUGUGCGUCUGUACUACACUUUCCAGGACGAAAGGUCGCUGUACUUUGUCUUGGAUCUGGCAUCCGGGGGAGAGCUUCUGGGAGUGCUCAAGAAAAUGGGCUCCUUCGACAUUGAAUGCACACGAUUCUACGGCGCCGAGAUUCUGGAUAGUAUAUCAUACAUGCACAGCCGAGGCGUCAUACAUCGCGACCUGAAACCAGAGAACGUUUUACUGGACCGGGAUAUGCACGUCAAGAUCACCGACUUUGGGACAGCCAAAAUUCUACCUGAUCCGCGGGCGAACAACAUCGGAGAGACUUCAGGCGAUCCGACAGAUGGAGCCGAGACAGACCGAGCGGUCUCCUUUGUUGGUACUGCAGAAUACGUGAGUCCAGAGCUGUUGCGCGACAAGAACGCAUGCAAGGCCUCGGAUCUCUGGGCGUUUGGAUGCAUCAUCUACCAACUCUUGGCAGGAAGGCCUCCCUUCAAGGCCGCCAACGAGUACUUGACGUUUCAGAAGAUUUUGGCGCUGGAUUACACAUUUCCCGAUGGCUUCCCAGACCUGGCACGGGACCUCGUCGAGCGACUCCUUGUGCUCGAACCCGCGAACAGGCUGCCUGUAGAGCACAUCCGAACUCACAGGUUCUUUGAAGGUGUGCAAUGGGGCAAGGCAUUGUGGCGGCAGAAGGCGCCCCGGCUGAAACCGUAUGUACCACCACCUGCGGAGCCGAUCAGGCUGAAUGGCCUGAGUAAGAGCAAGAGCAAUGGAAGCGCAAACGCCCUCGCAAACAUGGGUGCCGCAGCAGCCAUGAACAAUGCUGCGGCAACGACAACACAGCAGUCACAAGCUCCAGCUCGAAGGCCGCAGCUACAGAAUGUGACGGAGCUCCCACCGCCCAGUCAACUGGAUCUCGAGUGGGCACCUGUGCUCACACAUAACAAUGAACGGAUCUUGAAGCUGGGCAACCUGGUGGUAGCGGCCGUGCCACAAGCAUCGAGCCCGAAUGGGAAGAAUGGCGAGCCACAGACGCCGGUGGAGAAGCCGAAGUUCUCGCGGUUCUUCAGCAGCAACACGACGAAGCGGCGAGAACGGCUUGUCCUGAUCACGUCGGCGGCCAGACUCGUCGUCGCUGCGGCGGGCGGGAAUGAGAAGAAGUCGAAGAUGGAGAUCAACCUCGCGGCGAACGGAUCGACAUGUAAGAGCUGCAUGGACGGCAAGGGACUGACGUAUUGGUCGCUCGGCACGGUAAGUGGAGAGAGGGCGCAUUGAGCGGCGAAGCGAAGCGAUGCUAGCAUGUUGAGCGGGUUGCUGACGAGAGUGGUCGCAGCGAGACAAGCAGUACAUGUUCGAGGAUCCGCGAGCUACGACGUCUGACCCGGCGGGCAGCAAGUACAGCACACAAGAGUGGCUUGACGCGGUGGAGCAAGCGCGCGAGGUAGCCAUGGCGACGUCGAUGACCAACAGCUACUCGGAGGACUCGACGCUGAACGACCUGCGCAACACGUCGAACAAGGGCAGCGCGUCGGAGUCGGUGGGUGGCGAUGCGGUGAUGCCGCUCAGCGGGCCGAGCGCGGGCGAGAGGCAUAACCUGCGGCACACGCUGCGCAGGAACACGGACGACGAGGCCAGCCUGAAGGGACGGAAGCGGUUCAGCAAGCGGCACAGCAAGAGCGGGCUGGCGGCGGUGUUCUAG